This is a messenger RNA of Durusdinium trenchii, 294 nucleotides long. NCBI's taxonomy places the organism in Eukaryota, Dinophyceae, Suessiales, Symbiodiniaceae. The record is from the annotation of a GenBank genome assembly.
AUGGAAGCGAGAUUGAUUCAAGUGUCCAUCUUUAGGUCUGAAGGAGUUGUCAAUUCCGAAGAGGAUGGCUUGUGUUCCAUCAACUUCCUGUGCUGCAACGAGCUCAUGGAUGAAUCCAUGACCCUGUCAGAGGUAGGAAUCAGAGAUGGUGACCAAGUGCAACUAGUUCGCUCCCCACUGCGAUGCUUGACAGCGUCACUAGAUGGAACAGUCCGGCUUUGGCAUCUCAAUACGAAGGCGUGGAGCUUUUCAAGAGCAUCGGCACAUGCAUGCUAUAACAAGAAGGACUUCUGA